CUGAGCAACGGAGAGUUUAGCUGCGGCAUUUGAAAUGUUUUUAAUUUAUUAAUAAAAUUUAACAAUUAACCUUCAGUUAAUUAAUAUCAGUAUGGAAGAAACUCCCUUAUCACAUCAUAAACGUCUAGCGUAUUGCACAACCCGUCUGCAAUAUAGGCAAGGACGCGAACUUAAAGCUGUAAAGGUAUAUACGGUUGCUAGUGAGUCGCGGCAUAUAUUAAUCUUUGGUGUGCCAAAGGUCAAUCUACACUCUGAAAUCAAGAAUAAACUGCAACAAUUUGGGAAACUGCGUUCCUUCAGCUGUGUUAGCAGCGAAAUGGCUGGACGAAUUGAAUUGGAGGCCUUUACAGACGUCUAUGCGGCACAAUUUGAGCGUCUAGAGCACGCCCGACGUGCGAAACGCCAACUGGAUGCAAAACAGUUUUUUGGAGGUAUUUUGCACAUUUCCUAUGCACCUGAAAGAGAGAAUUUCCAAGAGUUACGGGAGAAGCUGCUGCAGAGGCGUAAAGAGAUCAGCCAACGAUUGCAGCGCAAUCGGUCAGAACAAUCACAUUGAAAUUGUUUAAUUUAUAAUUUGUGGAUUUUAUUGAACGCCCUAACACAUGAUAACACGAGCCUCAAAAGCUGAACGAUGAUGAUCCUCGGUUGA
Molecule: messenger RNA, 649 nt
Organism: Drosophila navojoa
Lineage: Eukaryota; Metazoa; Arthropoda; Insecta; Diptera; Drosophilidae
Product: RNA-binding protein 48
Cellular component (GO): nucleoplasm
Molecular function (GO): nucleic acid binding
Source: RefSeq, a predicted model, not a curated record